Molecule: messenger RNA, 1126 nt
Organism: Lathyrus oleraceus (garden pea)
Lineage: Eukaryota; Viridiplantae; Streptophyta; Magnoliopsida; Fabales; Fabaceae
Product: stem-specific protein TSJT1
Exons: 4
Coding region: 152-916 (254 amino acids)
Source: RefSeq, a predicted model, not a curated record
UCCAUCUUAACCUCUUUUAUUCACCAUGGAGAAGCUGUUAAAAUAUCUAUGUACCAUAUAAAUAUCACAACAAUCAACUAUCCUACUUCCAUUUUUAAUCUCUCAAAUCAAUAUUCAAGAAACUCUUAAGAUUCAUUGAAGAAUCAAAAAAAUGUUGGCAAUUUUCCACAAAGCUUUUGCUCAUCCACCCGAAGAGCUGAAUAGUCCAGCAUCUUACAAAGGUUCAAACAAACCCAAGCUUCCCGAAGAAACUCUCACAGAAUUCCUCUCUCAUCACCCUCAUAACACUUGUUCUAUGAGUUUCGGUCAAGCUUCUGUUCUUGCUUAUGUCAGACCAGACACCCCUUUUUCUGUUCAUCAAAGGUUGUUUUGUGGGGUUGAUGACAUAUACUGUUUAUUUCUUGGGAGUUUGAACAAUCUGUCACUACUGAACAAACAAUACGGUUUAUCAAAGGGUACUGAUGAAGCCAUGUUUGUGAUCGAAGCUUAUAAGACACUUCGUGACCGUGGUCCAUACCCAGCAGAUCAAGUUGUUAAGGAACUUGAUGGUAGUUUCGCUUUUGUUGUUUAUGACAGCAAAAUCGGCACUGUCUUUGCUGCACUGGGCUCUGAUGGUGGAGUGAAGUUGUACUGGGGUAUUGCAGCUGAUGGAUCUGUUGUGAUUUCUGAUGAUCUAGAUGUUAUCAAAGAAGGUUGCGCUAAAUCCUUUGCUCCUUUUCCAACCGGGUGUAUGUUUCAUAGUGAAGGAGGGUUAAUGAGUUUUGAGCAUCCAAUGAACAAGUUGAAAGCAAUGCCAAGGAUAGACAGUGAAGGAGUGAUGUGUGGGGCCAACUUUAAGGUUGAUAAAUUCUCAAGAGUCAACAGUAUACCUAGAGUUGGUAGUCAAUCAAAUUGGAUGGAAUGGGAACAACAUUAGGUUUUUAAUUUGUAAAUAUAAAAAACUUUAUGGUUAUUUAUUUCAUGUAAAAUAAAAAUGUACCUUACUUUAUUAUUGUUACUACUUUCCUUUCCUAACUAACCCCACCACCACCUACCUUGUCUUAUCUUUAUCCUUGUUUCGGUUUUCUUGUGUAGUUUUUCUGUUUCCUUCUAAGUAACACAAUAUAUUCAAGUGUUUUUUGGGACA